AUGAUGUUGCUCAAGACUCCAGUUCUUGACAACCCGUUGACCCGUGCUGCAUUUGCUGAUGAGGGGGAUGUUUUUGGCGCUUUGAUCCACUACUGUGAAUUAAAGUGGAAAAUGCUCCUGACCCUUGAGUGGGGCUAUAUCAUACUGCUUGGAAAGAAUUCCCUUCGUCCGAAAAAUUUGAUUGCUUCUAUGAAAGUGGGGUAUAACCUCGACCGUGAUAACUUCAAUGAGGACCUAGGAUCAUUCACUUUUAGGAGAGAUAUUGCCCGACCAGUCGAUACUCGACCAGAAAAACCAGGUUUUCAAGAUGCGCGCCCUCUGAAGUACAAGACAUUAGAGGAAGAAUACCUUGAUGAGUUCAAACGCGCCCGGCGUCAGCGGAUGAACAUGAUGGUUGAAAGAUCCGGUACUAGAAAAUGCAAGAGAGGUGAUCCUGAUCCUACACUCACGACUGUUCGCACUAUCCUCGAGAUGCCGAUACCUGUUGAUAUCAGGCAACUGGAUGGAAACUGUAUCAAUGCCGACACGCAUCUGCAAGCGACUAACUGA
Molecule: messenger RNA, 549 nt
Organism: Aspergillus puulaauensis
Lineage: Eukaryota; Fungi; Ascomycota; Eurotiomycetes; Eurotiales; Aspergillaceae
Exons: 3
Coding region: 1-549 (182 amino acids)
Source: RefSeq, a predicted model, not a curated record